Messenger RNA from Oppia nitens, 1840 nucleotides. Its product is annotated as zinc finger protein 277-like. The transcript is spliced from 2 exons. Bases 167 to 1708 code for a protein of 513 amino acids. NCBI's taxonomy places the organism in Eukaryota, Metazoa, Arthropoda, Arachnida, Sarcoptiformes, Oppiidae. The record is from RefSeq and is a predicted model, not a curated record.
UGUUGACCAUAACGACAGACAGACAGACUUCAGAUGUGACGUAUGACUACUACUACUACUACUACUAGUGUUGUUGUCGUCCUUAAGAAACAAAGUUUAAGUUGUGAUCUUUAGGUGUGAUCUUUCUUUACCACGACAUCUGUGUUGUUGUUGUCGAUCAUUACCGAUGGCCACCACCACAACCACUGCCGCCGCCGUCAUCAGCGAUGGCAACAAACAACAACAUCAGCAGCAGAUCCACAGUCUAUACUUGAAGUCAGCGGUCACAGCCGUCUCUGCCGAUGACCAACAAAAAGAGUUGUCGGCGACGACAGGGGCGCCAGUGGUCGUCAAAUGUCUGGUUUGUGACCACAUUGUUAGCUCCGCCGAUGCUGUCGAUGCGGACGCCGCCGCCACAGCCGCUGCAGACCAAAACAAAAGUAGUGAUCCGCUAAAGAAGAGACCACUUUCAUCGUCAUCAUCGGUGACCACAUUAUUAGCCACUGACUUACAGAAACAUUUGCUGACCGAACACAAGCUAAUCAUUGCCGACAUCGACACUAUUGCCAAUCUUGAGAAAUACUGCGACUAUUGGCGAUCAAAGUUUGCCGCCACCGCCGCUGUCGACGCCAACAAUGACUGGAGGAAACAAUUUUGUGCCGCUAUUACCACAAAUAGUGGACCGAACGAUGUCUGUCAAUCGGAAACCUAUUAUAUGAUCGGCGGCGACGACCAACACUUUCCCGAAGAUAGUCAACUACGGCAACGGCUCAAAGAGGCCCGACUCGAGUCACUGUUACGUCAGUCGCAACUGGAGAUCAACGACACCGAGUUUUCCCGUCAGUGUCUGUUCUGUCGGCGCGUAUUUACCGAAAAUCGAUCGAAUCUGUUCAGACAUUUAGCUGCCGAUCAUAACUUCAAUGUCGGCCAUCCGGACAACAUUGUCAACUGUAGUCAACUGUUGGACGAAUUGGAGUCAAGACUCGGCCGACUGGAGUGUCUGUACUGCGAACGUACGUUCAAGUCGUGGCCGAUACUCAAAGAACAUAUGCGUAAAAAAGGACAUAAAAUCUUGAAUCCCGAUAACAGACAAUACGAUAGAUAUUAUUUGAUUAACUAUUUGUCGCCGGAGAAGGACUGGCGCGAAGUUAAACUGGAAGCCGAUGACGACCGAUAUGACCGCAAUUACCGUAAUUACCGCAACAACAACAAUAGCGGCGGCGAUGAAGAAGAUAACGACGAUAGCAACGAAUGGGACGAUUGGACAGCAGAUAUGCGGACAGCUAUUGCUGAUACAGUCACCACCACUACUGCCGCCGCCGCCGCCGCUGCUGCCGAUGACCACUGUAUUUGUUUGUUUUGCCGAUUUGAGUCACCAAUACUCCAGCUAAAGACACACUUGAACACUGUCCACGGUUUUGAUUUUGAUCGGCUAGUUAUCCGCGGGAUUACCGAUUUCUAUCAACGAAUCAAACUAAUCAAUUAUUUACGGCGAUCCGUACAUAACCAUAGAUGUCCUAAAUGUGAACAACAGUUCGGCGAUUGCGAUCAACUGGUCGUACAUUUGGAUUUUUCUGGUCAUAUAUCAUCCGCCGCCGGCAGCGGCGGUGGCGGUGGCGAUGAUGACCAGCCGCUACCCGAUAAAUGUCUAUACGAUUUACCCGAAUAUUAUUUUUCUACCUAUGAAAAUGAUAAUCUAUUACAUUAUUUGGAUACUAUAGAUGAGUGACACCCACACACACACGGAUGGGUGACCAACACGGGUGGGUGUCAUGCACACACACACACGGGUGGGUGACUUAUUGACUGACCCACCCUAUUAUAUAUGGAAAUUAAUAAUAUAAUGUAAUUACAUAACAAC